AUGCCCCGGUCCAACUCAUCAGUCGACAGCCCACAAAAGACCAAGCAGAAGAAAUUGACCGAGGAAGAGGUGCUGGUCUUAAAAUCCCACCUAGAAGAAUGGAAGGAAGCCGCUGCCGACGAUAGAAAAAAGAUUCUGAAGGCGGUCAUAAAAGAGGCAAAGGUGCAUGCCCCUGCUAUGGAUGACCGGUCAUUGAAGAACAGAAAAUAUAUGUACCGGGACUGGUUAUAUAACCGGAGAUCUGAAAAGACUCGAAAAAAGAAGGCCAGCAAGUUGGUCAUGGCCGGUCUAUCUAAAGAGGAGCUGGAGGAAGCUCAGAACACUGCGAUUGAGUGGUCUGCCAAGACUCCUCCUGCAGCUGUCCAGGUGGACUUUGCAAAGAAGAAAGCACCCGGUUUGAUGAAGGACCUGGCGUCCAAGUUGUGGAAGCAGGCCGGUAUGAGAAUUUUUAUAUUAUCGGCAUGGAAAGAGGAGGACGAAGUGCGUAUCAAUGGAAUCGACUUCAAUGAAAAGUUGGAGGGCAAUAGUUUUACCGAUACAAAGGACUGGAAGCCCAUGUUAUCAGAGUGGAAUGCCUACGCUGGAGAAGAGUUCGUACUUAUGCGACAUGGGGUGAACUCAGAUGUUGACCUGAAUAAUGAUGACAAUGAUAGUGAGGGGGAGGCGAAAAAAGGCAGGAAGAAAGGCAAAAAGAAGGACGAAUAUCCUUUGGAGGUGGAUAGCUAUGGGCUUCCGGUCAUACCGGACGUGAAAGAGCUGAACCUCGAGAGUAAAAAGCGUCUUAUAAGGACGUUCCUCACAAAACACUACAGGUUGUGCAGCCAACAACCAAAGGCGUCUGUGCCUUGGGCCUCAGUGAGGAAGGCUCAGGGGGACUUUAUUGCAGUCAAGUUUUUACCUACCGGCUGGAAGCUUGACGAUCCGUCAAAGAUUCGGUUGGCUGACGCUGACCGGCUGUUGGAAUUGUGGUGUCAAAGACAGAAGGACCAUGUUCGCCCAACCUUUGAAUUUAAAGGCUGGGAAGGUGACGAUAAGACGAUGAGAGAACCGGCAGAGGCGACUUCUGGAAAGGGUUCUGACACGAGACGCAAGAAUCCGGUGAAAAAACAUACCGGAAAGCGCACCGGGAGGGUGGAACAGGAAUCGAAAAUCCAGGCCGGUCAACGCACGCAGCACUAG
Molecule: messenger RNA, 1179 nt
Organism: Suillus discolor
Lineage: Eukaryota; Fungi; Basidiomycota; Agaricomycetes; Boletales; Suillaceae
Exons: 7
Coding region: 1-1179 (392 amino acids)
Source: RefSeq, a predicted model, not a curated record